GAAUGACUAUUGACUGGUGUUGACGUCGACUGCGGAGUGACAGAAUGCGGCGCCUCUCUCCAACAAUCCACCACCCGAAUCCAAUCACAUGCACUGUUGCCUCUGAGACAUCAACAACGAAUCCUUUACGGAUGACCCCGGAGGUCAGGCACUUAAUGAUCACAGCUGAGGGUAGCAAGGAUGCUCUCAUAAGGCAUGCAAAACAGGCCGUUGCAAUGGCUGACUGACACGACAGUUCGACGCACGGACAAGUUUCUUUGUACCACUGUUUCAUAAGUCGAAUUGUACUGCGUCAGCUUUUCCCUGCACUUGGACUUCCACUGGACAUACCUUUGAAAGAGCUGGUGUGUCAGGUAGUCAACCAUUCAAAGCGCUGAUACGAUGUCAAGAAAUGCAUCGACUGGGUCGAUGAAGACAAGGCCAUCCGCACUCCCUACAAAGUCCUUCACUCGCUUCGAGCCUGAACCUCCCACUUCUCCCCUUGGAAGGAGUAGAGCAAGCACCAUACAGUCGGUCACGUUAGCAAAAUCUCCAAGGAAGUCCUCGUUCGGACACGAAGAUGUCUUCGAGAAGCCUAUCGAUGAAGAGAACGAGUCACCCUCCCCAGACCUUGGACGGUCACAAACCCUACCGGACCGAUUCGAUGAGUUGCCCAUAGAAUUGGCAAGCCUGGUGGACAGAUUCGUGGAGUCUUUGAGUGCGAGGAUUUACAACGAGCCGCCUUUGAUAGACCAGCUGUCAGACUUGUUCCAAGAAUUCUACAUAAGGGCGUCUGGUCCAAUCUCGAUCCAUAUUUCCACUCUCAAGUCUCGCUUAAAUCGAGCUUCUUCACCUUCACCUUCGAAGUUGGCAGCACGAUCUAGGGCUUUGCAAAAUACAGCACAUGGCGACUCGCUGGCUCCUCCGACCAAAUCUUCGCAACAAAUGUUGACAGCAUCUGAAGUUACUGAAAAGCGAAAGCAGAGAAAACUACUGGAAUACAAGAGGAUUCUGCUAGAGGAAGCUGUCGAAAGAAUAGCAUGUGAGAAGGUAUAUGACAAGAUAUGGAGACACAAGAGCACGUUAGACGAGGUGAGAGACGAAAAGCUAAGGUCGAAAACAGCUGCCCUAUCCUUGGUGGGAAUUGGGCUGAAGGAUCUCGGCAUCGAAUGGAACAGAGACACGGAAAAGACGGCUGAAGAUGUUCAAGCCUCCCUAUUACCAGCGACAGAAGGGCUUGCGAAGAUGAACGAUGAACACUAUCCGCUGGGCAAGCUGCAGCAUCUGACUGCUGCUCAUAAAGCAAUUGUCGACACACUAUCCUCCAUACACCCUUCCUCAUCAUCCGCAGACGAAAUCCUUCCUACCCUAAUAUACACCUUGAUCAUUUCCCCUGUGGAAGGUAUCAAUGUUAUAAGCAAUCUAUAUUUCAUCCAACGAUUCAGGGCUUCCACCAGAAUCGACGGCGAAGCAGCGUAUUGUUUGACCAACUUGGAGGCUGCCAUCAGCUUUCUCGAAAAUGUCGACCUCGCUAGUCUAAGGGCAGACGAGUUACCGGAAGGUCCGCCUAGAGCUCCGUUACAGACUGGAGCAGAAAGUCCAACCAAGCUUGAAGCAUUCCCUCCUCUUCCUGGUACGGCGCCAACACCUUCCACGCCAACAACGGUAACAACAAUGUCUAACGCAAUGGGUGCAAAUGUGGAAUCAAGCCCAGCAGGAUCAACUAUAAAGCCUCUACCGGAGAAAUCAACGUAUGUCCCAACCAACCGCCACCAGCGCACACUUUCAGACGUUCUACAACCCAUUAGUAAUGCAAACGAGGCACUCCGUUCGACUGCCGAAGAGGGCUUCAAGAACAUCUCCAGCACGUUGGACAAUAGCUUCAAGUUCUUGAUGGGGAAGCUCAAAGAACGAGGUAAUGAAGAUGCCGGUGCCGAAGUGGUCGUCCCGAGAACGCUUGACGAGGCCCGACAGCUUGUCAACCGGCCCCUGACCCCGAACGAAGAUGAUCCGGCUUUGAGUGAAUCGAGCUCCCUUCACGAUGGUCAGCACAUAGGCAUGCCUUCGAGCCUGAGUAAGACAGAAGACAAGUUGUUGGGCCUGUUCGGUGGGCGCAAAGCACCUGCGAGAGAACGAAGUGUGGAUAGCACCACCAGCAACGCAAGUGGAAAACGGUCAGGAUUUGGGGCAGCGAUGACCAGCUCUCCGCCAGACGGACCCCUACCAAGUCCCAGAAAGCUUACUGCAGGUCAGUCCUCAGGCAACAAUCCUCUUGAAUCGGUGAAGAAUUUUGGUGCAAGCCUCAAUCCGAUCAACCAGAUCGGGUCGGCACUCGGAGCUUUUGGGAGGUUCGGCGGCAGAGUAACCACGUCCGCUUCUCCGCCAGCAGUAUCCCCAACACCGAGCAUCGUCGUUGACAACCGGACGGCAGCGGAGAGCGCUGCUGCGAAGCUAGAGGGCAAAUACGAGGUGGAGAAAGCUUCCCUGCGUACGCCUGACAACGAAGAGCUGGCUAGUAUCAGGGCAGCUCCACCCAUAGCACGCUUUAUGUCUCUGAACGAGGCAAAUGAGUUGAAGAUUGGUGAUGUGCAAGACCUGCUCGCGGAUUACCAGCGGCUGGCCAAGCUUUUGGGCAAGCUUGUCCAACGAGCAGAGGAUCAGACAGAUACUGACGAGGCAGAGACUUGAGGUCGAAGGCUCUGCAAGUAGUCCCGGUCCUGAGAGAAGCUGAGAACAACUUUACGUACAUCUACUGGCCACCAGCCCAUGUAGACAAUCAUGAGAAGAUGACAGCUGUUGAAGCACUCCUUCCCGCGGCCCUCUAUAGGAAAGUCGCUUCGGUCCUUCAAUCUACCAAUGAAGAUACUUGUACAGUGGUAUCAU
Exophiala viscosa is the source of this 2862-nucleotide messenger RNA. RefSeq lists its product as uncharacterized. Gene Ontology annotation, biological process: vesicle-mediated transport. NCBI's taxonomy places the organism in Eukaryota, Fungi, Ascomycota, Eurotiomycetes, Chaetothyriales, Herpotrichiellaceae. Gene Ontology annotation, cellular component: endocytic vesicle; cytosol. The transcript has a single exon. Gene Ontology annotation, molecular function: small GTPase binding; guanyl-nucleotide exchange factor activity. Bases 382 to 2667 code for a protein of 761 amino acids. The record is from RefSeq and is a predicted model, not a curated record.